AAUUAUAUAAUAAUUAUAUCUUAAAUUAUAAUAUCUUUAUAAUAUCUUUACAUCGACCAGUUCGUUUCUCUCGCGAAACGAGUGCAUAGCCGCGGUAAUUAGUGCGUCCGCGCUUUUAUCGGAGCGCGAACAAAGUAUCCGAAGAAAAAGAAAGUAUCUCAAAGCAUCCUCUCGACCACGUUUUCUGGAAUCGUGAUCAUCGUGCGGUGGCCGUCGAGUGAAAUACGAUUCGAGCGAUUUGUUGCCGCGAAGGGGAUGAUUUGCGGGGGAAUCGAAGGGGAAAGUCGCGGACAUUUCGCGACACCGUGCCGAGUCACGUCACGUCGCGUCACGUCGCGAGCUCUCGAAACGAACGAUGGACGCGUUGCGCCGCGGGAAAAGCGACGAUCGACCGACCGAUGGUCAAUUAGCGGAUAGCAGGAUCUCGAGACACGCGAUUACCGUCAUGCAAAUUCGCGGCAGAGAGCGUCGCGUCGCGUCGCGUCGCGGUCUUCGCGGUCUUCGCGGUCUCGGAGUCGCCGAUGCUCGUCCAGAAGAGCGAUCUACAAGAAAUUUUCGCGGGACGAUAGACAGCCCGGCCAAACGAAAAAUAAAACGGGAAGAGACAGUCGCGUAGUUGCGUUGUCGAGAAAUUGAUUAGGUCAUCCCCGCGGCAACCGGUGGGCAAACACGAAUGAAAUGGAGCGAGCCACCCCUGUGGCUUCGUUUCGAGGGCUCAGUUGCUUGACCGAUUUCCGCCCGGUUUCCGGCCGCGACUUGUCGUCGACGCCGAUCACAAGUCCACGAGGGUGUCGGAUUGCGCCCCAUCGAUUGCUCUUCGACUCCGAAUGCCGAACGUUUAGACGCGAAUCGAACAGCGCCUCGGCGAGCGCUCGACGGCGAACGUGAUUCUUCGCGGCUGUUUCCGCUUUGCAAAUGAAAUCGUUCCUCGCGACCGCUCUGUGCGGCUUCCUCCUGCUUCGGGCCGGGUUUCCGGUUCACGGGAAAGACGACAGCAUCGCCACCGACAAGGAAUCCACCGGCGGAAGUAGGCCUGUCAACCUCUUCAUCGUGAACGACGAGAAGAACACCGUGGCCAACAAGAGCAUCCUAGCCGGGCUGAAGACGCUCAAGGAGAAGUUCCCGGAGUACGUCGGCAAGGUCUGGUCGGUUCAGAUCAACGGGACCAACGUGAACGACACUCUGGACCACAUCUGCGACGCCUGGGACUCCGCGGUGGACGACGGGGAGGACCUCCGAGUCCCGGACGUGAUUCUGGACACGACCAUGGCGGGUCUGAUGGCCAAGAUAGCGAACUCGUUCACGGCCGCGAUGGGGGUCCCCACUCUGUCCGCGCAGUACGGUCAGGAGGGAGACUUGAUCUACUGGAGGAACUUGAACGAGGAUCAAGCGGAGUACUUGAUCCAGGUGAUGCCUCCGGCGGACCUGAUCCCGGAGGCGGUGAAGCAGCUGGCCCUUAGGUUGACGAUCACGAACGCCGCGAUCCUCUACGACGGGAACUUCGUGAUGGACCACAAGUACAAGAGCCUGUUGCUGAACGUGCCGACCAGGCACGUGAUCCACGAGGUGACCAGACGGGAGGCGGACGUGCGGACGCAGCUGUCGAAGCUGAGGGACUUGGACAUCGUUAAUUACUUCGUCCUGAGCGACGCCAGCACCAUGAACGUCGUUCUGGAGGCGGCCGAGUCGCUGAACUUCACCGGCAAGAAGUACGGCUGGUUCCUGCUGACUCCGGAGAGCGACGUCGAGCCGAUGUGCAGCUGCAAGAACAUCACGGUGCUCUUCAUGCGCCCGGAGCUCCGGGACCAGAAGGAGCAGAUCGCCGAAGUUGAUCUGCCGAAGCCGCUCGUCUCGUCCGCUUUCUACUACGAUCUCGUUCAGCUGGCGGUCAAAGCGAUGAAGCUGGCGGUGGACGACGGCGACUGGCCCAAGCUGCCCAAGCACAUCACCUGCGACCGGUACAACAACACCAACACGCCCGAGAGGAAGUUCGACUUCCUGGCGAAGCUCGAGGCCGCCUACGCGGACACGACGCCCACUUACGCCGGCAUCCAUUGGGGAACCAAGAACGGCAAGCAUCAUGCCAAGUUCGAGAUGUCCAUCCACCUGGUGAACAUCGAGGACGGAGAGGUUUUGCCGAUGAUCGAUAGCGGAUCCUGGAAUGUCAGCCUCUCGAUGCCCUUGCAGAUUACGAACGAGAGGGUGAUGAACGCGACCGCGGUGAAGAGCUACAGGGUGGUCACGGUGAUCUACCCUCCCUUCGUGAUGUUCGACAAGCAGAAGAACGAGUACUACGGCUUCUGUAUCGACUUGCUGAACGAGAUCAAGGAGAUGGUGGGUUUCCAUUACGAGAUCCGCGAGACGGAGGACGGGUUGUUCGGUAACCUGAACCAGGACAACAGUUGGAGCGGCAUGAUGAAGGAGCUGAUCACGAAAAGGGCGGACAUAGCGCUGAGCGCUUUGUGGGUGACGGCGGAACGCGAGAGGAUCGUCGAUUUCACGGUGCCGUUCUACGACCUGGUCGGUCUGUCCAUCAUGAUGCUGAAGACGAAGACGACCACGUCGCUCUUCAAGUUCCUCACCGUGCUCGAGAGCGAGGUCUGGUUUUGCAUACUGGCAGCCUACCUGUUCACCAGCGUGCUGCUCUGGAUGUUCGACAGGUGGUCGCCGUACAGCUACCAGAACAACCGCGAGAAGUACAGGAACGACGACGAGAAGAGGGAGUUCAACCUGAGGGAGUGCUUCUGGUUUUGCAUGACCUCCCUGACGCCUCAGGGCGGCGGAGAAGCGCCGAAGAACCUGUCCGGCAGGCUCGUGGCCGCGACGUGGUGGCUCUUCGGGUUCAUCAUAAUCGCCUCCUACACUGCGAAUCUGGCCGCGUUCCUCACGGUUUCGAGGCUCGAGAUACCGAUCGAGACGCUGGAGGAUCUCAGCAAACAGUACAAGAUCCAGUACGCGCCGACCAUAAACUCGUCGGCUUAUAUCUAUUUCAAAAGGAUGGCCAACAUCGAAUUGAAGUUUUACGAAAUCUGGAGGGAGAUGAGCCUGAACGACAGCCUGUCCGACCUGGACAGAGCGAAUCUGGCGGUUUGGGACUACCCGGUCAGCGACAAAUACACGAAGAUGUUGCAAGCGAUGGAGGAAGCCGGUUUCCCGGCCUCCGUAGAGGAGGCAUUGCAGCGCGUUCGACGUCAGAAUUCGAACAACGAGUUCGCUUACAUAGAGGACUCGACGAUCAUUAAGUACCUCACCAUGACGAACUGCGAUCUGAUCCAAGUGGGCGAGGAUUUCUCGAGGAAACCGUUCGCGAUCGCUGUUCAGCAGGGAUCGCCGUUGAAAGAUCAGUUCAACAACGCGAUUCUGCAACUGCUGAACAAGAGGAAGCUGGAGAAGCUGAAGGACAAGUGGUGGAAGAAGAACCCGGCGAGGAAGGACUGCGACGCGGAGAACAGCCAAAGCGACGGGAUUAGCAUCCACAAUAUCGGAGGCGUGUUCGUGGUCAUAUUUCUCGGGAUUAUCUUCGCCUGCCUAACGCUGAUCUUCGAAUACUGGUACUAUCGACGCCGCGCGAAGAUCACUAAGAUCGAUCGGAUCAGCCCGCCCAAGGGCAAAGUCACGAAAGUGAAACCGCUUAGGUUCCAAUUACAGCCUCCGCCCGCGCACGGCUUCCAGGCCGCGCAGUUCCGAGCCAGAUUCUAAAGAGAUCUCUAUACCGUUUCGCAAAACAAUGUACAUAACUUUGUAUUUCCCUGAGUUCGCCAACUUCCGGAACUAUGAUUAUUGGAUAAAAAAAUAUUGAAUAAAAUGGGCGAAACGAUCGUGUUACGAAGA
Messenger RNA from Megalopta genalis, 3831 nucleotides. Its product is annotated as ionotropic receptor 25a. Gene Ontology annotation, biological process: monoatomic ion transport. NCBI's taxonomy places the organism in Eukaryota, Metazoa, Arthropoda, Insecta, Hymenoptera, Halictidae. The record is from RefSeq and is a predicted model, not a curated record. Gene Ontology annotation, molecular function: signaling receptor activity; ligand-gated monoatomic ion channel activity. Gene Ontology annotation, cellular component: membrane.